Exophiala oligosperma is the source of this 1219-nucleotide messenger RNA. RefSeq lists its product as uncharacterized. NCBI's taxonomy places the organism in Eukaryota, Fungi, Ascomycota, Eurotiomycetes, Chaetothyriales, Herpotrichiellaceae. The transcript has a single exon. The coding region runs from base 295 to 1020 and encodes 241 amino acids. The record is from RefSeq and is a predicted model, not a curated record.
AGAUCCCAUCCUCUCUAUAUACACUGACUACUGAACACAGCGGCAUUCAACAAGUAUAAUUAACCUUCGUUUUUCUCUUUUCUUGCUUCUUUUAUUUCUUAUCAUUCAUUCUCACCUCCUAGUCACAAUCACUACAAGACUAAUUCAAUCAAUACUACUUCUUACUACCAAAACACCCUUCACAAAACAAGUCCAGAGCACUUCAAAAGACUUUGGCAACUCGGAAAUUUUCUAAGCCAAAUAGCAAAACUUUACACCAGAAGACAACUUCUUUUCUAUAUAACACAGAAGAAAAUGGGUCAAUCAACGAUGAUCGCUGCCACCAUCCUCGGCGGAAUUCUCUCUUCUGCCAUGCUUUCUCAAGCUGCUCCCUUGACCGUCCGCCAAUCCGGCUCUUCUUCCACCACCUCAUGCAACAGCGGCGGCGGAUACCCCAUGACCAACACAACCACACCGCCCUCGACCUCGGGUACUACUUUCUCCUGGGGCUCAUACACGGGAUACCCGACGUCCGGGACGGCGGUCGCGACCAUCUAUCCCGAGUACACUUCCCAGUACAACGUGGCGACGGGCGCGGUCAACUUCAACACGGCUCGCGGCUUUGUGUCCCGGUCUUACACCAACGGCGGCGCCGACUCGACGGCCAUCGUCACCUUCGCCGUCCCCGCGCAGUACUCGCAGAACUGGUGCCGGGUGGCGUUCGGCCUCGAGGCCGCGGGCUCGUACGCCUCGGGUUCGCUCAAGGCCCAGCUGUUCACGAGCCUCGCGCCCGCCACGGCCAGCACCACCACCUGGCCCUCGGGCAACCUGAGGAACCAGAACAUCGGCGCCAUCGACGUCGUCCCCGGCGGCGAGGCCGUGUGGCAGGUCGGGUCCGGACCCGCCGCCACGUCCAACGGAUUCUUCCCUUGUUCCUUGGUGGCCGGCCAGGUCUUUGGCGGUGAGGUCGUCCCCCAGGGUGACCAGGUCGAGAUCUCCUGGCCCGCCGGUCAGGAUGGUAUCAAGAUUAUGGUUUAUUAGUGUCUGUGUGUGUUUUUCAUGGUCCACAAGCAUAGCGAUUUCGGGACCUGAAAAAGAAAGAGCAUGGGAAAAGUUUUGGUCUUUUUUUUUGUGUUUUUACGAGCGAGCGAUGGCGCUGGGUUGAAACACUGUUAUUGAUAUUGUGAGACUUGGAAAGUCCUUUUUUUUCUCUUAUUUUUAUUUCUUCUGUAUACUUUCU